Gastrolobium bilobum is the source of this 2186-nucleotide messenger RNA. RefSeq names its product peptidyl-prolyl cis-trans isomerase FKBP62-like. The transcript has 13 exons. The coding region runs from base 164 to 1891 and encodes 575 amino acids. Lineage: Eukaryota; Viridiplantae; Streptophyta; Magnoliopsida; Fabales; Fabaceae. The record is from RefSeq and is a predicted model, not a curated record. Gene Ontology annotation, molecular function: protein binding; peptidyl-prolyl cis-trans isomerase activity.
CAACUCACCACGCAUAACGUACUCUGAAACCUUCGCCGUAGAACUCUCUGGAACCCCAACUAUUCUUUUACUCAUUCUAAUUGUUGCACCAUUUUGCUUUAACCCAUUUUUCUUCGUCUUCUUCUUUUCUACAUUACAUUUCCACAGUUGGGUGCCGGAAAACAUGGACGAAGAUUUCGACUUACCGGCGGCGGAGCCUAUGAGUGAGGACUUCGACUUCGCCGGCGGCGGCGACGACAACCCGAUUAUCAAGGUCGGGGAGGAGAAAGAGAUUGGGAAGCAGGGAUUGAAGAAGAAGCUUCUCAAGGAGGGUGAAGGAUGGGACACUCCUGAAGUGGGUGAUGAAGUUCAAGUUCACUAUACUGGGACAUUGCUUGAUGGCACCAAGUUUGAUUCCAGCAGAGAUAGGGGAACCCCUUUCAAGUUCACGCUUGGGCAAGGGCAAGUUAUUAAAGGAUGGGAUGAAGGUAUUAGAACCAUGAAGAAAGGUGAAAAUGCCAUUUUCACCAUCCCACCUGAGCUAGCUUAUGGUGAAUCUGGUUCUCCUCCAACUAUUCCUCCCAACGCGACUCUCCAAUUUGAUGUUGAGCUUCUGUCUUGGACUAGUGUGAAGGACAUAUGUAAGGAUGGAGGUUUAUUUAAGAAGAUACUUACUGAGGGGGAGAAAUGGGAGAAUCCCAAGGAUCCUGAUGAAGUCUUAGUUAAGUAUGAAGCACGUCUUGAUGAUGGAACACUUGUAACGAAAUCUGAUGGAGUGGAGUUCACAGUUAAAGAAGGUCAUUUUUGUCCUGCUUUGUCAAAGGCUGUUAAAACCAUGAAGAAGGGAGAAAAAGUUAUUUUGACUGUGAAGCCACAAUAUGGAUUUGGUGAGAAGGGUAAACCAGCGCAUGGUGACGAAGGUGUAGUUCCACCAAAUGCAACACUGCAGAUUACUCUCGAGUUAGUUUCUUGGAAGACUGUGUCAGAAGUAACUGAUGACAAGAAGGUCAUUAAAAAGAUCCUUAAGGAAGGGGAAGGAUAUGAGCGUCCAAAUGAGGGAGCCAUUGUGAAAUUGAAACUAAUUGGUAAGCUGCAAGAUGGUACUCUCUUUUUGAAGAAGGGCCAUGAUGAUGGAGGGCAGCUGUUUGAAUUCAAAACAGAUGAAGAGCAAGUAAUUGACGGGCUUGACAGAGCUGUGUUGAACAUGAAGAAGGGUGAGGUUGCACUGUUGACUAUUGCACCUGAGUAUGCUUUUGGCUUGUCAGAGUCCCAGCAGGAAUUGGCAAUGGUUCCUCCUAACUCCACUGUGUAUUAUGAGGUUGAGCUAGUAUCAUUUGAGAAGGAAAAGGAGUCCUGGGACAUGAACACUGAAGAGAAGAUUGAAGCUGCAGGUAAGAAGAAAGAAGAAGGGAAUGCAUUGUUUAAAGCUGGUAAAUAUGCAAGAGCUUCUAAAAGAUAUGAGAAGGCUAUAAAGUUCGUAGAGUAUGAUACCUCCUUCAGCGAAGAGGAGAAGAAGAAAGCCAAGGCCUUGAAGGUUGCCUGCAAUCUAAACGAUGCAGCUUGCAAGUUGAAGUUAAAAGAUUAUAAACAAGCAGAGAAAUUGUGUACUAAGGUGCUGGACCUUGAGAGCACAAAUGUGAAGGCUCUCUAUAGAAGGGCCCAAGCAUAUAUCCAUUUGGCUGACUUGGAUUUGGCUGAAUUUGAUAUCAAGAAAGCUCUUGAGAUUGACCCUGACAACAGGGAUGUCAAGCUGGAGUAUAAGACUUUGAAGGAAAAAAUGAAGGAGUAUAAUCGAAAGGAGGCUAAAUUUUACGGAAAUAUGUUUAGCAAAAUGAAUAAACUUGAUUCUAUCGAAAGUAAUAAACCGGUGGCCAUGGAUGCUCAACCGAUGAAUAUCGACAGCAAGGCAUAAAAACCAUGGAAGUUCAUAUAAUUUCGUGGGUCUGUUUUCUUGUUAUUGUCUGUGGACAUUUGGAAAUUGUGUUGGUUUUUAUGGCAUGUGAACAGCGACAAAUUUUGUUUUAUUGUUAUGAAUAGGGGAAUUUGUCUUUACGAAAUUAAAUUUUAUGAGGUGACUAAUUUUUAUCGGAGCAGGAUCAUCUUACACCGAUGUAAGAAUAAUAAGUCUUACACCAAAUUUUAACCGUUAAAUUUUGUGCAUCUAACGGUUAAAAUUUAUUGGGUCUCACUCAUUAAUUAAUUAUUAA